Triticum turgidum subsp. durum (durum wheat) is the source of this 2004-nucleotide messenger RNA. The record is from the annotation of a GenBank genome assembly. NCBI's taxonomy places the organism in Eukaryota, Viridiplantae, Streptophyta, Magnoliopsida, Poales, Poaceae.
AUGCGCAUGCAGUAUGUGAAGCAAAAUCGUCCUGAAGCAAUUCUUCCAGUUACAAAGCUUAAAAACUAUGGAGAAGUCACGGAAGACAUUAUUUUAGAUGCACUAAGACGAGUUCUUAUUACAUACUCCACUUUGCAAGCACAUGAUGGGCAUUGGCCUGGCGGUUUCAGUGGGAUUCUUUUCAUCAUGCCUCUCAUGAUAUUUGCUUUAUAUGUCACCGGAUCACUCGAUAUGGUCAUAUCACCAGAGCAUAUACGUGAGAUAUGUCGUUACAUUUACAACAUCCAGAAUGAAGAUGGUGGGUGGAGCACACAUAUUUUGGGUCCUAGCUCCAUGUUUGGCUCUUGUGUAAACUAUGUAACAUUAAGGAUCCUUGGUGAGGAGCUUGAUGGCAAUGAGGCAUUAUACAAAGGGCGUGCAUGGAUUUUAUCUCAUGGUAGUGCAACUGCAUCACCACAACGGGCAAAGAUAUGGCUCUCGGUAAUUGGAGUGUAUGAUUGGUCUGGGAAUAAUCCAGUUAUUCCAGAACUAUGGUCGGUUCCACAUCUUCUUCCAAUUCAUCCAGGAAAAUUUUGGUGCUUCUGUCGGAUGGUUUAUAUGCCAAUGGCUUAUAUUUAUGGGAAAAAAUUUGUUGGCCCCAUUACUCCAACAAUACUAGCACUAAGAGAUGAGCUCUAUAAUAAACCAUACAGUGAGAUCAAUUGGAACAUGGCUCGUAGUUCGUGUGCCAAGGAAGACCUUGUCUACCCACCUUCAUGGAUGCAAAAUAUUGUGUUGGCUUGUUUACACAAAUUUGUGGAACCAAUGUUAAGUUGGUGGCCAUUUAACAAGCUACGAAAAAGUGCUUUGAGUAGCCUCAUGGAUCAUAUCCAUUAUGAAGAUGAAAAUAGCAACUAUGUCGGUUUAUGUCCUAUUAACAAGGUAUUAAAUAUGAUUUGUUGUUGGAUAGAGGACCCCAAUUCCUAUGCAUUCAAACGACAUCUUCCAAGAAUUCAUGAUUUCUUAUGGAUUUCAGAAGAUGGAAUGAAGGCAAAGGUGUAUGUUGGCUGCCAGAGCUGGGAGACAGCACUUACAGCUCAAGCCUUUUGCUCAACCAACCUUGCCAAAGAAUUUGCUCCAGUUCUUAGAAAGGCCCAUGGGUUUCUAAAAGCAGCACAGGUUACUCAGAAUUUUCCUACUUACAACAUUUAUUAUCGUGAAAGAUCAAAAGGAGCAUGGACUCUCUCAAAUGGAGAGAAUGGUUGGCCUAUCGCUGACACUACUGCAGAAGCGAUUAAGGCAUUACUAUUACUAUCAAAAUAUUCUCCAAGCCUUGUUGGAGACCCAAUUGAAGAACAAAGAUUGUACGAUGCUAUUGAUUGCCUUCUUUCUUAUGUGAAUAAAGAUGGAACACUUUCUUCGGCAGAAUGUAAAAGAACGACUCCAUGGGUAGAGAUUCUGAAUCCUUCAGAGAGUUUCCGAAACAUCAUCGUUGACUACCCCUAUGUUGAAUGCACCUCAUCCUUAGUUCAAGCUCUAAUAUUGUUCAAAAACUCAUACCCUGAGUACCGUUGUGAAGAGAUAGAAGAAUGCAUCAAGAAAGGGACAUUAUUCAUCGAGAAACAACAACGAACCGAUGGCUCAUGGUAUGGUACUUGGGGUGUGUGCUUCACUUAUGCAUCCUUCUUUGCCACAAAAGGAUUAGUUGUUGCUGGAAGAACAUACGAGAAUAGUGUUACCAUUAGGAAGGCAUGCAGCUUCUUGCUGGCAAAGCAGCUCAGUUCAGGUGGAUGGGGGGAGAACUAUCUUGGUUGCGAGACUGAGGUUGAAAGAGAUCCCACACCAAUGUAUCAUGCUGCAAAAGAAUUGAUAAACUUGCAAACUGAGACAGGAGAAUUUCCCCAACAAGAAACUGUUGGGAACUUCAAUUCGUCUCUUUAUUUCAACUAUAGCAACUACCGCAACUUGUUUCCUAUUUGGGCUCUUGGAGAGUUUCACCACCGACUUGUUGGCAACAAGAACUGA